AAUGCUCCGCCUUCCAUUACUCGUGGUGCGCUAUGCGCCCGACGUCAGACGAAAAACGUGCCCUGAGAGGUUAAGUUUGUUUUCGUCAACUUGAGGAGAUGGGUCAACAGGGAAAAUCAAAUAAGAUGGCAAACGGAAAACUUAAAAGAGGAACCGAAAAGAAACCUAAAAAGAAAGUGAAGCCUUGGUCUGGUAAAAAGAAAACUGACUCAGAAAAAGCUGUCAUAGCAAAACUUCGCAGUAAAUACAACCAGAUCGAUCCUAAGAAAAUUAAGUACUUCAAAGACUUUCCAUUAUCGGAUGAGACCCAACGAGGCCUCAAAGAACAUGGGUUUGUUGAGCCGACAGAAAUUCAAAGAGAGAGCAUUGGACUGAGUUUGAAAGGUCAAGACAUUUUAGGCGCUGCCAAAACUGGGAGUGGAAAAACUUUGGCAUUCUUGGUUCCGAUUUUAGAGAUUUUGCACGGUAAACAAUGGACUCGUUUGGAUGGCUUAGGAGCAUUAAUCAUCACCCCAACUCGUGAAUUAGCCUAUCAGAUAUUUGAAGCACUUCGGAAAGUUGGUGCUCACCAUGAUUUCUCAGCUGGACUCAUCAUAGGAGGAAAAGACCUUAAAAUGGAGAGGUCUCGCAUGGAUCAACUCAAUAUAAUUAUCUGUACCCCAGGGCGCUUAUUACAGCACAUGGACGAAAACCCAUUGUUCGAUUGUUUCAAUUUACAGGUUCUAGUUUUAGAUGAAGCGGAUCGUAUUCUUGAUCUUGGUUUCAAACAAGCAAUGAAUAGCAUAAUUCAAAAUCUACCCACUGAAAGACAAACGCUUCUAUUUUCUGCGACCCAAACUAAACGUGUUGAAGAUUUAGCUAGGCUCAGUUUGAAAGAUCCAAUGUAUGUUUCUGUUCAUGAACAUGCUGCUCACAGCACUCCUGAAUCACUUGCUCAAAGUUACCUCGUUUGUGAGCUUGAGGAUAAAAUUUCAGUCUUGUUUUCUUUUCUCAAAAGCCAUACAAAGCAUAAAGUGAUUGUCUUCUUGUCAAGUUGUAAACAGGUAAAAUAUAUGUAUGAAAUUUUCGAGCUGCUGAGACCAGGAAUACCAUUACUAGCUCUUUAUGGUACAUUGAAUCAAAUGAGGAGAAUGGCGAUCUAUGAAGAGUUUUGCCGCAAAGCCAAGGUGGUGUUGUUUGCGACUGAUAUUGCAUCCCGUGGUCUUGAUUUCCCUGCUGUGAAUUGGGUUGUGCAAUUGGACUGUCCAGAAAAUGCAGACACAUAUAUCCAUAGAGCAGGUCGAACAGCCAGAUUACAGGAAUCUGGAGAGAGCCUAUUGUUUCUCUUGCCUUCAGAAAAAGAACCCAUGCUAAAAAGGCUAGAGGACCACAAAAUUCCUAUCAAAGAAAUACAUGUAAAUCCUGAGAAGUUGACAAAUCCAGGUCCAAAAAUUGAGUCAUUUCUUGCUAAAUCUCCAGAGCUGAAAGAGAGUGCCCAAAGGGCUUUUGUUGCGUAUGUUAAAUCAGUUUUUCUCAUGAAAGAUAAGGACGUUUUUAACAUUGAGGCUCUUGAUACUGAUGCUUAUGCGAGAUCCCUUGUGGCCAUUCCUCCAAGAAUAAGAUUCUUGCAGAGAAAAAAGCAACGAGAAGAUAUGCAAAGAAAUUUGAAAAAUGAGAAGAUCCUUUCCAAAGCCGGAAAGGAAAGUUUGACACAGUCUCCUAAGAAAAAUAUCAGCCCCAAAAAGAGUGUAGGCAAAGACACUGAUGAACCUGACUCUGAUAAAGAAUCAGAGGAUGAUGAUACUGAUGAGGAAUCAGAAGAUGUUACUGAUGUGGAAUCAGAAGAUAAUACUGAUGGGGUUGAACAGAAGGUUAAGCCUGAAACUAAGCAGGAGCAAAAGAAAAUUUUAAAAGGGUUUAAUUUUGAAUCUGAUGACAGUGAUGAUGAAGAUGUCUUGAAAUUGAAACGUCACAACCAUGAGUUGGCUGCUGAAAUAGCUCCCCUCACAGAAGAAGAAUUGAAAAAGCCUAAAGGCAAAAAUAAAACUCAACCCCUAACUAAACCUGCAGUUGCAAAGAAAUUCUUGAGAAAAAAAAUUCAACUUAACAAAAAAGUGGAGUUUGAUGAAGAAGGCAGGGUUGUAUUGGAUCCUAAAAGUCAGAAGGUGUCAGCUCUUGCCCAGGAGUAUGAUGCUGAAGAUGUUGGAGGUAUUGACAUUGAAAAGGCAAAGGCAGUCAUGAGGGAGGAAGAUCUCAUUGACAAACAAAACUUCAAAGCUAAAAUUCGGGCAAAACAUAGGGAGGAGAAAAAUAAGGCUAAGUUCAAAAAGCAGGAUGAGGAGGUGCAUGAUGACUUCAGUAGUGAUGAAAGUAGUGGUCCAGACCUAUCAUGGCUUCCCGAUCCCGAUAGUAUUUAUGGGCCAAAGAAGAGUGAUGAUGAGGAUGAGGAAUUUUACAGUGGCGGUUCUAGCCACAAACAACACCGCAAAAAGAAAAAUUCAUUUAGUUCAAGGGAGGAUGAUGCAAGUGAAAGUGACGAGAGCAGCCCUCCUCCUCCCCCUCAGUCCAAGCGCAAAUUAAAGAAACAAGGAGGUAAAGAAGGCAAGAAGGUUCGGCACAACAAAGAAGAAUCGUAUGCUACAUUGGACACUGGGUUAUCUCUCCAAGAAGAUGAGGAGCUUGCUUUGAAAUUCCUAAGGGCUGGUCGCUCAUAAAUUUAUGUUGAUAUUUGUUAUGAAUUUUAAGUUAGUGAAUAAAUCAUAUUGUAUGGAUUAAUAACAUGCAUUGAAAUUAG
Messenger RNA from Thrips palmi, 2773 nucleotides. Its product is annotated as probable ATP-dependent RNA helicase DDX10. Gene Ontology annotation, biological process: rRNA processing. NCBI's taxonomy places the organism in Eukaryota, Metazoa, Arthropoda, Insecta, Thysanoptera, Thripidae. Gene Ontology annotation, cellular component: nucleus. The record is from RefSeq and is a predicted model, not a curated record. Gene Ontology annotation, molecular function: RNA helicase activity; ATP binding; nucleic acid binding.